Molecule: messenger RNA, 870 nt
Organism: Lathyrus oleraceus (garden pea)
Lineage: Eukaryota; Viridiplantae; Streptophyta; Magnoliopsida; Fabales; Fabaceae
Product: extensin-like
Exons: 1
Coding region: 1-870 (289 amino acids)
Source: RefSeq, a predicted model, not a curated record
AUGGAUUGGCUGCCUGAGCACCCACCAAACUUCAUGAAGAGACAACGAGAACCUUCUAAGAAGUCAAAGAAGGCCAAGAAAGUAAAACUGGGGGAAACUUCUGCGUCCAGACCUCCGGUCCCUCUGAUUGAAUCACCAAGUAAGUCUUUGCCUCCUCACUCUCGCUCUGUCAAUUUAAAGCAAAUUACUUCUUCUCUUCCCCAAACCAUCCCUAGCUACACUCAUUAUGAACCCCAACCCUAUACCACUAAACCCCCUGAUACUCCAACCCCUAACCCACCAUCACCUCUGUUUCAAAAAUUCAAUCUCUCCACCAUAACCCUACCACCUUCUGAAGCUGAUAUGAUUAACAAACCCAUCUCACUUAUCUCUUCCACACCUUUAUCUCCACCUUACUACAUCUUAUCAUCUGACUUAGAACCCUCUGACCCUCAAUCCCCCACACUGGCCCAACUUCAAGCUCGUGCUCUUGCCACACAACAACAACCUGAACCAGAAGCUACCACUCCACCACCUGAACAACCAAUUCCAUCACCAUCUGAACAACCCCAAACACCACCAUCUGAACAACCCCAAACACCACCAUCUAAACAACCACCAAAUCCACCACCUGCACAACCCACAACACCACCCUCUGAUACUCCCAUCAUACCACCCUCUGAAAACAUUAUCAUCCCUACCUCUCAGACUCCUGUUGACACCAACCAAACACCACCAACAUCCCCAUCCCCCGAUACUGAACCAGAAACCACCUUCCUCACCCUAGAAGAAGCAAUCUCUUUAUUUGUUGAGUCUUCAGUGGAGAAGAUAAGAUCUCUAUCUGUAAGCUCUAGUAUCAGUGAUGAUUCCUCUAUAGUGAGGAUUCACUAG